Messenger RNA from Phalacrocorax carbo (great cormorant), 13963 nucleotides. The record is from RefSeq and is a predicted model, not a curated record. Lineage: Eukaryota; Metazoa; Chordata; Aves; Suliformes; Phalacrocoracidae.
GGGGGCGGCGCGGGCGCCCCUGCGCGGGGAGGCGCUCGCCCCGCCGUGGGCGCCGAGGGGCCGCCGCCGCUGGCGGGAGCCGCCUGCCGCAAGGACGGGGUGACUCCGGCCGCCGCCCGGCUCCGCAGCGGCGCGGCGCGGGAGCCGCCUUACCCCGGAGCCCGCCGCGGGGCGCGGAGCCGCAGUGCGCGCCUCUGUGAGGUGAACAUUUUGCCCAGUUCUUGGACUCUUUUGGAAAAAUUUUCCUUCUAAGAUGAUAGUGUGUGGUUGAACCAUCCGGCCAUAAGAUCGCUGAACAACAACUUUUUCACGUAAGUUGACAAAAGCGGAGGAGAGAUGGCCAGUUCAGCCCGAGAACAUCUGCUUUUUGUGCGACGUCGCAACCCACAGCUGCGGUAUACUCUGAGCCCAGAGAAUCUGCAGAGUUUGGCAUCUCAGGGCACCAUGGCUGAGAAUAUGAACUUGCAGCGUGCCAACAGUGACACUGAUUUAGUGACCUCGGAUAGCAGGUCUAGUUUGACAGCAAGUAUGUAUGAAUACACCUUGGGGCAAUCUCAGAACCUCAUCAUUUUCUGGGAUAUUAAGGAAGAAGUAGACCCAACUGACUGGAUAGGACUUUAUCACAUAGAUGAGAACUCUCCAGCCAACUUCUGGGAUUCCAAGAAUCGGGGAGUGACUGGCACACAAAAAGGACAAAUUGUAUGGCGAAUUGAACCUGGCCCCUAUUUUAUGGAAUCUGAAAUAAAGAUCUGUUUUAAAUACUACCAUGGUGUUAGUGGAGCCCUCCGAGCUACUACUCCAUGUAUCACUGUGAAAAACCCUGCUGUGAUGAUGGGAGUAGAAGGCACGGAUGAAGGUGCUUCUGGAGCCCAGCACUCUCGGAAGUUAGUCAGCUUUACCCUAUCAGAUAUUAGGGCAGUUGGACUUAAAAAAGGCAUGUUCUUCAACCCUGAUCCUUAUCUGAAGAUGUCCAUUCAGCCAGGCAAGAAAAGUACGUUUCCUACAUUUGCUCAUCAUGGCCAGGAAAGAAGGUCAACUAUCAUCAGUAACACAACUAAUCCUGUUUGGCACAGGGAGAAAUAUUCUUUUGUUGCACUUCUAACAGAUGUCCUGGAAAUCGAGGUUAAAGACAAAUUUGCCAAGAGUCGUCCGAUCAUCAAGCGCUUUCUUGGGAAGCUAACCAUACCAGUUCAGAGACUAUUGGAGAGACAUGCAAUUGGAGACCAGGUUCUCACCUAUAAUCUUGGCAGAAGGCUCCCAGCUGACCAUGUAAGUGGAUAUCUCCAGUUCAAAGUGGAAAUCACAUCUUCUGUUCACGAAGAUGCUUCACCAGAAACAGUUGGCACUUUGCUAGGAGUGAACUCUGUAAAUGGAGACUUAGGGAGCCCCUCCGAUGAUGAGGACAUGCCAGCGGGACAUCACGAUACAUCCACAGUGUGUUCCAAUGGUCCAGUCCUCGAGGAAUCUUCUGGAGAAGCAACCUUGAGACACCCUUUAAGGACUAGUACAACUCUGGAAACAGACCAGGAUGACUUGACCUCUGGUGCUUCAAGAUCAUCACCUACCAGAGGUCGCCAGGACUCACUAAAUGACUAUCUGGAUGCAAUAGAACACAAUAAUCAUCCCAGACCUGGGACGUCUGCCUCUGGUGAGCGUCCACGUGGAGCCUCUCCAAAACUGAGAAGUAGCUUCCCUACUGACACAAGACUUAAUGCUAUGCUUCACAUUGACUCAGAUGAAGAGGAGCAUGAGCUACAUCAAGACCUGGGUUUUCCAUCUUCCUUGGAAGAUGACGGUGGUUUAGUAAUGCUUAAUGGUGCUACAAGAAAUGUUGAAAGAAAUGGUUUAACUUACUCAUCAGAUCAGGUAUUGCAGGGGCCUGCAGAGAAUGAAAACGUUUCAGCCUCUGAAGCUCCUUUGCCAUCAACUGGUGACCAGCAAGAGACCCUCCCAGAGCUUCCACGAUCACAGUUAGCAGGAGGUGAAAGCCUGCAAGGUUCUGUAAGUGAAACACCAGGAGACCAGGCUGGCAGUGAGUCGUGUGCUGAUCAGGAGGCAGAACAGCUUCCUAGCAGUGUGGACACAGGAGCUGCCAGUGCUGCUGCCGGGAGCAGAAGGGGUGUUAGCGAAACAGAAUCCAUAGAUCAGGGGUCUGAACCUUCCCAGAUGUCAUCAGAAACCGAGCAGAGUGAUCCUGCUCGCACGGAAAGCGUCAGUGAGGCUAGUACCCGGCCAGAAGGGGAGAGUGAUGUGGAAGGGGCAGACAGCUCUUGCAAUGAAAGUGUAACUGUGCGACGUUCCUCAGUUGAAAUGCGGUGUUCUUUUGAGAGUGCCAGGUUUCCUGAGACUCCAGCUUUUUCUUCUCAGGAAGAGGAAGAGGGAGCUUGUGCCACUGAUGUGGUUGGAAUUGAGCCAGGUGCUGAAACACAGGACUCUGCAAGUACUUCUGGUUCUCUGCCUGCAGUACAGUUACCUCAGGAAGAAGUACAGGAGGCUGAGGCAGGUGAAUUACAAGACCAAGAGGAAGCAGAAGAAAUCUGGCAAAGAAGAAGCAGCCUGCAGGCAGCAGCUGCCAAUAGCCAGUCUCUGGAUGAAGAAACUGAAGGAGCCCAAGCAGCUUGUGAGGGUGCCACAGCACAGGUUGAAGGAGCUACUGGAGGUUCUCAAGCCAAUGGCCAUCAGCCCUUGAGGUCGCUGCCUUCGGUACGUCAGGAUGUUAGCCGGUACCAGAGAGUGGAUGAGGCUCUACCACCAAACUGGGAGGCUCGAAUUGACAGCCAUGGACGGAUUUUUUAUGUGGACCAUGUGAACAGGACAACAACAUGGCAGCGACCCACAGCCCCCCCAGCCCCACAGAUUCUCCAGAGGUCAAAUUCCAUACAGCAAAUGGAACAGCUGAAUCGCCGGUACCAGAGCAUCCGAAGAACAAUGACUAAUGACAGGCCUGAAGAGCAUACAAAUGCUGUGGAUGGACCUGGAGAGGAAACUGAAUUUCACCAUUCAAAUGCAGAUUUUCGAAGAGAGAAUGUGCUGCCUCACUCUACCUCCAGAUCCAGACUUACUUUAUUGCUCCAGUCUCCUCCUGUGAAAUUCCUUAUCAGCCCAGAGUUCUUUACAGUGCUGCAUUCUAACCCUAGUGCCUACCGCAUGUUUACAAAUAACACGUGUUUGAAGCACAUGAUCACCAAAGUCCGGCGGGACACCCACCAUUUUGAGCGCUACCAGCAUAAUCGUGAUUUGGUGGGCUUCCUCAACAUGUUUGCUAACAAACAGCUGGAGCUGCCAAGAGGUUGGGAAAUGAAACAUGACCAUCAGGGCAAGGCUUUCUUUGUUGACCACAAUUCCCGCACUACCACGUUCAUUGACCCCCGGCUUCCCUUGCAGAGUAGCAGGCCCACUAGCGCGUUAGUCCAUCGGCAGCACCUAACCAGACAACGCAGCCACAGCGCUGGGGAGGUCGGAGAGGACUCCCGUCAUUCAGGACCACCAGUUUUGCCAAGGCCAUCUAGCACAUUUAAUACAGUCAGCAGAGCUCAGUACCAGGAUGUGGUUCCAGUGGCUUACAAUGACAAGAUUGUUGCGUUUUUGCGGCAGCCCAAUAUCUUCGAAAUUCUACAAGAGCGUCAGCCAGAACUUACCAGGAAUCAUUCACUCAGGGAGAAGAUCCAGUUCAUCCGGACAGAGGGAACACCUGGGUUGGUGCGUUUAUCCAGUGAUGCAGACCUUGUCAUGUUACUCAGCUUGUUUGAGGAGGAGAUAAUGUCAUAUGUGCCGCCACAUGCCUUACUUCAUCCUAGUUAUUGCCAGUCCCCAAGAGGCUCACCGGUGUCUUCACCUCAGAACUCUCCAGGUACUCAGCGUGCCAAUGCCCGAGCUCCAGCUCCUUACAAAAGAGAUUUUGAAGCCAAGCUGAGGAACUUUUACAGGAAGUUGGAGACUAAAGGAUAUGGACAAGGCCCAGGGAAAUUGAAAUUAAUCAUCAGGAGAGAUCACUUGCUAGAAGAUGCCUUUAACCAGAUAAUGGGCUACUCAAGAAAAGACCUGCAGAGAAAUAAACUCUAUGUCACAUUUGUUGGGGAAGAAGGGUUGGACUACAGUGGACCUUCACGAGAGUUUUUUUUCCUCGUGUCUAGAGAGCUCUUCAAUCCAUACUAUGGUUUGUUUGAAUAUUCAGCCAACGAUACGUAUACAGUACAAAUAAGUCCCAUGUCUGCUUUUGUAGACAAUCACCAUGAGUGGUUCAGGUUUAGUGGUCGAAUUCUUGGUCUUGCUCUGAUACAUCAGUAUUUGCUAGAUGCCUUUUUUACACGUCCCUUUUAUAAAGCCCUCCUCCGAAUACUCUGUGACCUGAGUGACCUGGAAUAUCUUGAUGAGGAGUUUCACCAGAGUUUGCAGUGGAUGAAAGACAAUGAUAUACAUGAUAUCCUAGAUCUCACAUUUACUGUAAAUGAAGAAGUUUUUGGGCAGAUCACAGAACGGGAAUUAAAGCCAGGAGGUGCCAACAUCCCAGUCACUGAAAAGAACAAGAAAGAAUAUAUAGAAAGAAUGGUGAAAUGGAGAAUUGAGAGAGGAGUUGUACAACAAACAGAGAGUCUAGUCCGUGGUUUCUAUGAGGUGGUUGAUGCGAGGCUUGUGUCUGUGUUUGACGCCAGAGAACUGGAACUGGUUAUAGCUGGAACAGCAGAAAUUGACUUGAGUGACUGGAGAAAUAACACAGAGUAUAGAGGAGGUUAUCAUGACAAUCACAUUGUAAUUCGGUGGUUCUGGGCUGCUGUGGAAAGAUUCAACAAUGAACAACGACUAAGACUUUUACAGUUUGUUACAGGCACGUCCAGCAUACCUUAUGAAGGAUUUGCCUCUCUACGGGGGAGCAAUGGUCCAAGAAGGUUCUGCGUAGAGAAGUGGGGGAAGAUCACUGCUCUUCCAAGGGCUCACACUUGUUUCAAUCGUCUGGACCUUCCCCCUUAUCCAUCAUUCUCUAUGUUAUAUGAAAAACUGUUGACAGCAGUUGAAGAGACAAGUACUUUUGGACUUGAGUGAUACACAAACCACAGUGCCCGCCUCAUUGGACUUUUGUGGAUCUGUCUUCUCAAGGAGUGAAUGAACAUUUGUAUUGGAUUUCCUAGACGAAAAUUAUUUCACGGUGCAAUUCAGAUAAUGAGGUUCCAUGAAAGAGCUUAUGAAGCAAUUAAAAAAGCAUUGUGGUAGGGGCAGAAUCCUCUACAGUGAAACUAGAGUGUGCCUGAUGUGCAGGGAAAACUGUGUCGUGCAAUCCAUGGUUUUUCAGGACGGCCAAACUUCUUAAGUUUAUGUUCUGAGCAAACAAGAAAUGUGAUCCCAUGUUACGAUCAACCUGGCUACUGCAAAACCGAUACAUACCCGAAAACUGGAUUUCAUCGAAGUUGUUGAAUAGAAAAAUCAAGUCAAAAUGUGAAAUCAUUGAGCCCCUUAACUACCCAGUAAAUUAUGAAAAAAAUCAUACAACGGAUCAUCUUUUUUAAUUCAUGAAGGUACCUUACUUUAUGUCAUAGGUUAUAAUAGCAUAUCUAGUAUUUGGCUUUACCCAAGACUACGAGUGGCUGCAUGGUGUGCACUACAGAGCUCAAGUUCCCGGGGCAGAAAUGAAUUGGAAGGAAAAUCAGCAACAAAGGAUGUAACAACAACUGCUUGCAUUAAGGAGGUUUGUGGAAAUGUGUUUGCUAGUGGUGUGUAUGACAAAAGAUGAGCUGUUAUAAAGAACUUAAUAACUUAAUAAGACUGAUUUUAUGCUUUAUACUGCAUGGAAACUGUUUUAAGAAGAAACUAGCAAUUUAUCACAGCAUAUCAGGAAAAAACCCUAACACAGUGAAUUCUGUUUAUUUUUAUAGGUUCAUUAUAUUAUGUUUCUUAGAGUGUAAACAGGAGACAAGCAAACUAAAAUGCCAUUUCUGUUUUUGUCACUUUCCAUGCCUGAACAGACAUUCUGCUAGUGUUUAUUCUUUAAGCACUCUCAAGGGAAAAAAAUGCCUUUUAUUUUUAUAAGAGUAAAAACUCCCAAAAAUAUUUUGCACUGAAUGUACCAAAGUUGAAGGGACAUUAUGAUCUGACUGAUAGCAAACUGCAUCACUAUCAAGUAUCUGUAAAAAUGCUUAGGAACCGGGCUUUCUUCACGGUGCCAUGUCUAUAGAUAUCAGGACUGUGCACAUAAGUAAUAAUUUUAUAAUACUAUAUGUGACAUUGUAAUAUGCAUUUAUUUUAAAUGGAUCUGGGUCAUUUUUCAUGCAUUGGAAAACUUAAUGCAGUGGAGUUUAAUACAGGUAUUUCAUAUGCUCCCCACAACUUUUUAUUUGUACAGCACCAUGAAACACUAGCUCAUUUUUAAACCCAUGAGUAACCUACUUUAAGGUGAGCCACUGGUCACAAUACCACUGUCCUGUAUCAGUGAACACCUACAAGAUGUAAACUGUUCAUAGUGUCUGAGCUUGCAUUUUCACUGAUAAAUAGCUUUCUUAUCAAAUGUUAUUUGAAAGGGUUUUUAUGGCAUAUCAAACACUGCAUGGACACCAAUUUCUUUAUGCUUAAUUUGCUGAAGUACACAAGGCUUGCUAGCAUCUAUUUUUGGUACUUUCCUCCAGAUGGUCUUGUGGAACACUUGUGCAGCUGUGCAUCAUUUCUUCUACAGCUGCUGUCACGCAGUGCAUCCACCACAUUUUAAAAUUCCAGGAAGUUGCACUUGGAUAGUGGAUGACAAGAACAUGAAUCUAGCUUUGCACUAGCCCUCUUGAUAGCACUGCAGCACAGUACACCCUGUUUUGUGGGAAGAGUAGCUUCUGAAGUAACGUUCUUACUUUGGAGACUCUUGUAAGGGCAUCUCAGGGAGGUAUCCUGCUUGUUCUUGCAGGAGGUUUUUUUUGCAACGGAGAUGAACGUCUGUGGAGAUGUCAUCAGCACAGACUGCCACUCCACCCUCCAAGUUGGAAAGCAGGUGCAGCUGUGGCAGUAGCAGCAAAGACUGAGAAAGCCCUUCACACUUACUGAGAAAGUGUUUCCUGUGCAAAGGAAAAGCCACUUGCAAAAUCAGAAUGAAAGUAUUUUUAUUUCCGGAAUAAUUGAGGUUCUGCAUGACAUCUGGAACUCGCUUAAGUAACAUAGAUUUUCUUAUGCUACUUCUGGCUGGUAUGAAGUAGCAAAGAAAAAUCCAAACAUGUCACCCUAUUUUUACACAUAUUUACCAGUCUUUGCUAAGAUCGCAUGUCACAUGUCCUAACACAUAUCUUUUUUCAGAACACAAAUGAGCAGUAGGCAAACUGACUUUUCAUCAGGUCACUCCAGCAUGGCUCAUGUUUCAUAUGAUCCAUUCACUGAGUAGCUAAAACUCUGGCACUCAAAGCAGAAUGCAACUUUUGCUUGGUUGAAGGACUGCAGAAUUUUGAUUUUACAAUACUGUGUUAUCUGUGGUCUAAAAAGGAGAUUUCCCAGGUGGAAACUGUAUCUACAAGUUUUGAACCAGAAAUUCUUUGGAAUGAAAAGUUUAAAUAUUUGGCACCAAGUAAGUUUAUACUAGCCUGCCUGUUAAGUUAUGCUUUUGUACAGAUCGAAAACAAUAAAUGCAUCUUGUCAAUUUUUAUUUAAGUAUAUUUACUGUACACAUUUGUUCUGUAUUUAUGCAUUUAUAAAUAAUUUAAAUCAGCUGUGAUGAUCCGGUAUUCUGUAAAGCCGUGACAGGGUCACCAGUGGGGCAGCUGUCGGUUAAAAAAGGAAGACAAUUCUAGAAUCCUUGUAGCAUAUGACUGAGACUGAGGAGAAGCUGCUGCUUCCUCCUUUGCUGCCAACAUCACCUGAGGGACUCUAGAAAAAUGCUGUUUGAAAGUGAUGAGGAGUUAGCUGCCCAGAAUAUGGCCACCUGUGGUGCCUUGAGCACUUGGCUGGCUCUUUGUGUUGAUAUGAACAGUGCUGCUGCUCUGAACAGAUUAGCAGGGAGGGAGUAUAGCAGAGGAAGCCUGAGCUUUCUCAAAUACCCACAUCUCCUGGCUUCUGUGUGGAAUAUUGUCUCCUCAGUGUGGGAAGCCAUUUCUAUUAAACGUAUCCCAGGUAAAAGCCAACUUUCAUGUCCUGCAGAUGACUGCAACAGGUUGCUGCAGUCCUUUUACUUACAAGGUGCUGUGGCAGGCAAGAGGGUCCAGAUAGAGAAAGACUGAGAAGCCUUUCUGAAAGCUCUGUAUCUCCUCAGCUUUCAGAUGGUGUGAAGGAGCUUUGCAUUUAGGGAGGGGAAAAAAGCCAGUCAACCUGAAGUAGAUAAAAGAUUCCCUGCAGCUAUUGUAGGAUAACAGCUCGUACUAACUUAACCCACAGCAUCUCCAUGAGACAGUAUGGCUGGGGAGGUGCCAAUGUUUCCUGCUCUGCCAGGAAGGGGAGGCAUGCACUGCUAGCCAAAAAGCAGCUAGCAGGUCCCUGCAGCCCACCUGGCUGGGCUGGCGGCACGUGCCUGUGAGUGGCCUCUGUCCCCGGCACCCCAGGGCCAGGCCCAUCUCGUUCCAGGUCCCAGCACCCCGGCCAAGCAGAGGUGCGCUUCGCUCACCUGGCACUGCUAAGCAGUCAGUUUAAUCGUAACACCCCUAAAUACACCAGAAAAGCUUGCAAUCAACGAAAUUACACACUGUGGCAAGUAGUUACUGGUUCAACAUCUGCAAGCCAGCAGCAGUUAGGGGAGCAGUGGUUUUGCCCACAGCAGGCAGGAGACAGCCAUCUGUCACACCGUCAGCUGCACCUUGCAGGGUAACAUGGGACAGCCUUCUUUCAAUCCCAAAUAAAAUCCAAUUUAACACACAGUUCUGCUGACCAGAAGUAAACCUUUUGCCCCAUUCCCUGCCUGCUGUUUUUCCUUAGUAUUCAUCACAUAAUUCCGUUUUUUGCUUUUAAACGUAGUUUUGUUAUCCUUGUGAACCUACCAUAAAAAGGUGUUAAUAUGGCUUAGAGACUGUCUAGAGUGAAAUCCAUCUGUGUACACAGGCCUGCUGGGCACCACAUACACUCCAUAUUGAAGCAGUUAACCUCGGGUCAUGUAUGGUGAAUAUAUGUAAUCUUUGGGGAAACUGAAAAUCUAGGCAGCAGCAUGCUGGCAGGACAUCAGACAAAGUUUCUGGCAUGAGUUAAACUGGCAGAGCACCGGACUGGUAGUUUGCUCAGUUCAAAAUUAUAGGAAAGAAAAGAGUUCUGAGCUUCCUUAUGUAUUUUUAAUCCUUUUAAAAGUUUUUUAAAAAGGCAAAAAAAGAGCUUCCUUCUGAAGCAUUCAUAAUGGUAUCAUCUGCUUGCUAAAUGUAAUCUCAGCAGUAUCAAUUGCAGAUGUUUACUGAAUUUCUGCAGUGGUAGCUGCGGAGGUUUCUGGAGAUACUUGCAAGCACACUGUCUCUUGACUGAGGAGGGAAUUCCUGUGCGCAAAAGGGGAAUCUGCAGCAGCUGUGUUUGAAUAGCCUGUAUAAGUUCAUUUCCCAUAGCAUAAAGCAAGAUAAUUCUUUUCAGCAAAUGAAAAUUAUUUGUAUUAAAUUAUACUAGUAGUUACGUUUUUCUUGCUGUUUUUUUUAUGUGGAGGGGUAAUUUAUUCCUGUUAGCACUAAUGGGAAUUGAGCAAUAAGUUUGGUCUCCAGUCAUACGAUCACAGACUUAGCUUUAACAUUAACCUUACAGGUAUUAAUACUCAACCACCACUGCUGUUUCCUCUUCUCAUCCUUUCCUCCCCGGACAAGCAAAUUGAACUUCAAGCAAAAUUUCAGAAUAGUUACUCAAACCUGGCUUCUAUUUUGGCUCAAUUAUAUGGUAUGAAACAACUGCAGAGAUGUUAUGGGUUGACUAGCUCACCAAUUAGAAAUAAAAAAUCCUUUACAAGUUUAUUAGUGUAACCACAGUGGCUGCUGUUGGACUAGUCUAACUUUUUGCCUAAAUAUUUUAAAAUAAAAAAAGGGGGUUAGGGAGUUGAAUUUGAAAUUGCUUGUUUGCAGGAAAAAUAAAUAAAUAUAAGUAGUAGGGGAGAAGAAGAGCCUUAUUGUAAAGCCACUAAGGCUGAAGGCCUUUUUACAACCCUUUUUUUUGUGUUAGCAGUAUGCAAAAUUAUAAAGCUGACUAUAUAAACGUACCGUUUUCACCGUGUGUGUUGGUUUAUGUUUUGCUUCUCAUUCAAAUAGACCCUGAGCUUCAUAGUGCUUCUGUUCAGUUUUGGGCUGACUAGUUUCAGCACUAGACUACUACUAUUAAAAUGUUCAUUGCUAUGAAAAGUUUUUUAUUCAAAUGUUUUAGUAUUUUCUAAAGUAAUUUUACUGUAAAGAAAGGUAUUGUUCAGGUUGAAACUUCAUUUAGGGCUCUAAUUGUUAGGCUUUGCUCAAAGCCAUGUUACGCAUAGGUAUUUUAGGGUAAACUCAUGAUUAAUUUGAAAGUUCUGUUUAAGAUCAGUGACAUUAUAAUGACCUCCCGGUCACUGCUUAGAAAGGUCCUCCUGACUGUAGGUGAAAGGAUGACAUGGUCAAGGACUCUUCUGGAAUGGUUACCGUCCAUUGCAGUAUCUGAAGGUAUUCGAAAUGCAAUUAAAAUAUCUUCUUCAGGACUUUAUGAAAUAAUUACUUAGGUUCAUUGGUUAGCCCCCUUCCAAGUCAAUUACUGGAAUUUUGAACUUGCUUUCUUUAUGUACCAAAUGCAGUCAGACUACACUGCAGAAUGAUAAUAACAAAUAUAUAACUACAGAUGUUUUCUGACACAUCUCAGAGAUACCGUGAAUGGGAAAUAGAGCUGAGCUACGCUUCUUUCAAUCCUUCCUCCCUUUAAAAACUUCUGAAUAAUGUAAAUUUUAUUUUGUUUUUUAGUUGUCUCCUUUUUCAAACUUUGAGAAACCUCUCACUCAGCCCCUACUAGAACAAACCUUGGCUACUUAGAGGGCUUUUGCUAAGCACUCAGAAGGUAUACUGUUCCACUAAUUUAACAGUUUUGUGCUGACAUCAGUGUAAUCAGCUCUUAAAUGUAUAGCCCUAAAAAACUCCACAGGACCCCUGUCUCCCUUAUUCUGGGCUGCCUUCCAAAGGCCAGCCAUCCUCUCCCUUUUAAUUGCACAUAAUCCUACCAUCACCCAGAGACAACUGCUGACCACCCUCACUGACUGUAGCCAUAGUAUCAGAGCAGGUUUGUUUAUUUUUUCAUCAAGAAUUAAACUGGUGUCCUUUGCAGCUCCCUUCAGUCUAGAGGGUUGAUAGGAUCACAGUUAUUCCGACACGUAGAUUGUGAGCAGUUUAAGAAAAAUAUUCAUAAAAGAUUUUAGAAAACUGUUGAUAAGGUAUCCAAGGGUAAAAUGUCCUUUCAUUUUGGUUUUGUAAAAUUAAUAACAAGGCAGGGGAGUUUUCUUGCAAUGUUUUCUAUCGCCAGAAUUUCUGAGCCCCCAUGGGCUGCUUCAGGCUGUUGGCUGGGAGGGUGAGUAGCUCUUGCAGUCAGGCAGGUGAGUGCUGGUCCAGAAAUCAUGGCAGCAUGUGAUUUAUUACCUCAGUGAGGACUGUGCCUUCCACAGAUGGAGGCUUUAUUGUACAGCUCUUGAACUGGUUUCUUCUAAAAGCUCACUCGUAUCUGCGUUGCCUCUUACCUGCAAUACAAGCAGCUCCUGACUUGCUCCACUCCCUAUUUGGCACCCCUCACUCUAAAUGAGAAUUACAGUUCUUAUAGUUAGAAAUAUCUAGCAGUAUAAAUCAGGUCAAUAAAAGAAGAUUUUGCAGAGACAUCAUAUCUGAUUGCCACACUGCAGUCAGACAUUGGAGCUGGGUAAUUUUAAAAUAGAUUACUGUAUGAAUAAGCAAAUAAAUCUCUGAAGCCUCAUAAAUAAUGCUAAGGAAGGAAUGUAAUUGUAGGUACUGUAAUAACAUAUGGCAGUUGCGCACAGUGGACAGAGCAUACAAAAUGCAGGCAUGGAACAGUGCUAGAGAGAAGACAAGAUUAGAAGAGUAGGGACAGAAAAAGGACUACACUUUGCAAAUGGGGAGCAGGACAGUGAGCUGUGCGGACCACUGUGUAUACAAAAUGAGAUACUUUUUGCUUGAAAAUCAGACUGAUAAAGUACCCAGGAAAAAUGUUUGUUCAUCUUGAAAUACAUUAGUGAUACUGCCACUGCAAGAUAUAUUUUACCUAUAUUAAGUUUUGAAAAUCUAGAGUACACAAUCAGAAGACUUACCUCUGUGUUGGUUUUUCUUUGUUUAUUGGGUUUGUGUUCGGUUUUUUUUGACUACUCUCAGGAAAAUGAAGGAUUCUAAAUAAAAUAAGGGUGGUGCCUGGAAGUCCUCUCUACUCUUAUUAUUUGUACAACUGAUUAUUGUGUUUAUUACUAGCUGCAUUUGGCAAGAGAAAUAGUAUCUGAUAAGAAGUUAAAUCACCACUACCAAAGGCGACUUUCAUUUUAAAUGUGAUGGGCCAAAUCCCUAACAUUUAUAUGUGUGAAAAUGGAGGUGUUUAUUUUAGAUGGUUGGGGUUUGUGUUACGGUUGCUAAGAACUGUGACUUUCCACAGAGUGUUUUGUCAUUCUGGGAUUAAUAGGGCAUUUCUAAAGCUUAUUUAAGGUAAUAAAAAUAUUUGCAAUGAUUUAGUUAGCUUUGUCCAAGCUGAUGCGAGUCUUGAUACCAUUCACACUCUAAUGACAUUAUCAUUAAAAAUACUGUGUAAGAGGGUAGGAAGAUUAAGGAUCUGUUUCUCCACCUAAAAGCUGACCUGGUUCUUUACCUAAAACCCAAGACUAUAGGAUAAGUCAGUAUAAGAGUCAAAAAGAAGAAUUCCUUGCAAGUUUUCUUAUUCUACACGGUACUUGAGGUGGUAAGAGCUUUAUAUAAACUUUUAAGUCCUGAACUAGAAGACAACUAGUAUGUUGGACCAUAAUGGUUCAAUAGUUCAAUAUAGCAGGACGUUUUUCUGCAAUGAGUCUGCAACACUCAGGAGACUGCUGUUUAUUAUCAGCAUUGCAGGGAGGAAGAAGUAUUGUAAUAAGUACAUUAAGUCAUCUUAGGAGGAUGCUUUUUCUUUGUACUGUUUUUCCUUGGAAUGACAUAGCCUUGAGGGCACCCAUGAAUCCUGAUCAGCAAGGCUGCUUUUUCUGUAAGUGGCUGAAUAUUUGUACUUGUAAGGGCUGGUACAGUAUGGAAGGGGACAACUUUAGAGAAAAAGAAGGUAAUGAGGGAUGUGGUGUGGAAUACUGCUACCCCCAAGUCAGGUGAUAUUCUUGCCCUCGCUAGGCUACAGUUUGGGUUAUUCAGCACAUUUGAAAGCGCAUAUAGUUUUACAAGUUUUUGUAGCGGGGAUGCAGGCAUCCAGAAUCUAACAGGUAUAUACGUGCAUCUCCCUCAUUUUUGACAAUUACUUGAUAUAAUUUUAUACCAAGUUCUUUGUUUUUAAAGAAUUUCAGGCACUGAGAAUACAGAGUGCGUAUUUAUUUCUAAGCUUUAAGUAGAACACGUGGUGUAUUUUUUAAUCCUUUCCAUACUUUUCAGUUAAGUGUUCACAAGACUGUGUAUCAAAUACAAUACCAGGUUUUUGUACCUUUCUAUAAGCCAAUUUAAGUUUCAUCCAAAUUUGGUGUACGUCUUUCACAAAACACUAAAUGGGGAAUAUGUGCUUCAAGCAUUAAGAUGGGGUAUGUCCUUUUCUCCAUUUUCAUUGCAUUACAUUUCACUUUUUUCCUUUGAGGCAGAGAGAGCAGAUAUGAAAUAUGUGGAGUGUGUUAGGGGGGCACACAAUGUGUUUCGUUGUGCCUGGCUUCAACGAAUGUACUGUGAUGUUUGACUGCUCACAGAUUUGCAUAAUUAUCCACUCAGCUGAAUACAGGACUGUUGUGCUGUAUUUCCUGUUAUUCAAAAACAUUUGGGGAAAAGAUUUUUCUCUGUAUAAUUUUAUUUUCAUACUGAUCUCUAUUUUGUUUAAGACCAUGUUUCAUCAUGAAAUCACUUAAUUAAAAUAAAUCUUCUUACAAAAUCCA